CUGGCUGUGAGCAUGCUCAGAUCCGUGGGAGGCACCGAAGUUGCUAGAUUAGAGCUCCUUCGGAGGUAUAAGGAUACGUCUAAUAACUCAGUUGCUGUAAAUCCGUGGUUACAUUCCUGGGACUCAACAUCUCUGCAAGCCUCAGGUUGAUGGCAAUGUUCUUUCUACUUCAUUUCAUCCUCCUGUUUGAUGCCAAAGAUUUCUUACUGACUGAAGGCAGGACAGUCACUCCUUUGUGCCAAAAAGGAUACUUUCCCUGUGGGAAUCUUACCAAAUGCUUGCCCCGCGCUUUUCACUGUGAUGGCGUGAACGACUGUGGAAACGGGGCUGACGAGGAGAACUGUGGAGACUCCAGUGGAUGGGUGACUAUAUGGGGUGCAGUCCACGGACGAGCUGGCAGUGGGGCAGUCACACAGGAGUGCUUUCUAAACCAAUACCCACAUCACUGUGACUGCAGAGACACUGAGCUGGAAUGUAUAAAUGCUGACUUUAGAUCUGUGCCAAGGAUUUCCAGCAAUGUGACGUUACUGUCUCUUAAGAAAAACAAAAUCCACAGCCUUCCAGAUAAAGUUUUCAUCCAGUAUACACAGCUUAAAAAUAUGUUUCUUCAGCAUAACUGCAUUAGACACAUAUCCAGGGGAGCAUUUUUUGGAUUAUAUAAACUACAGAUAUUAUAUCUCAGUCACAAUCACAUUACAACUCUCAGACCUGGAGUAUUCAAAGAUUUACACCAUCUAACCUGGCUAAUUCUAGAUGACAACCCCAUAGCCAGAAUCUCACAACGGUCCUUUGCUGGAUUGAAUUCUUUGUUCUUCCUGUCUAUGGUUAAUAACUACUUAGAAGCCCUUCCCAAUCAGAUGUGUGCCCGAAUGCCUCAGCUCAACUGGAUGGAUUUGGAAGGCAAUCGAAUCAAGUAUCUUUCAAACUCCACCUUUCUGUCCUGCAGUUCGCUCACAGUGCUGUUCCUGCCUAGAAAUCAAAUUGAUUUUGUUCCAAAGAAGACAUUCUCCUCAUUACAAAAUUUAGGAGAACUGAAUCUGUCCGACAAUCUGAUAACGGAGUUACCACCCCACAUUUUUAAUGACCUGAAGCUUCUACAAAAACUGAAUCUGUCGUCCAAUCCCCUUGGGUAUCUCCACAAGAACCAGUUUGAAAGCCUUGAACAGCUUCAGUCUCUAGACCUGGAAAGGAUAGAGAUUCCAAAUAUAAGCACACAAAUGUUUCAACCCAUGAAGAAUCUUUCUUACAUUUAUUUCAAAAACUUCCGGUACUGCUCCUAUGCUCCCCACGUUCGAAUGUGUAUGCCCUUGACUGACGGCAUUUCUUCAUUCGAGGACCUCUUGGCUAACAAUAUCCUCAGAAUAUUUGUCUGGGUGAUAGCUUUCGUUACCUGCUUUGGAAAUCUCUUUGUCAUUGCCAUGAGAUCUUUUGUUAAGGCUGAAAACACGACUCACGCCAUGUCUAUCAAAAUCCUUUGCUGUGCUGACUGUCUCAUGGGCGUGUACUUGUUCUCCGUGGGCUUCUUUGACAUCAAGUACCGAGGGCAGUAUCAGAAGUAUGCCUCGCUGUGGAUGGAGAGCCUGCCGUGCCGGCUGCUGGGCUGCCUGGCCAUGCUGUCCACUGAGGUCUCCGUCCUGCUGCUCACCUACUUGACUCUGGAGAAGUUCCUGGUGAUCGUCUUUCCCUUCAGCAACGUCCGUCCGGGGAAACGACAGACGGCCUUCAUUCUCAUCGGCAUCUGGAUCGCGGGCCUUUUAAUCGCCGUAAUCCCGUUUUGGAAUGAGGAUUAUUUCGGAAACUUUUAUGGGAAAAAUGGAGUCUGCUUCCCACUUUACUAUGAGCAAACAGAAGAUACUGGGAGCAAGGGGUAUUCUCUUGGGAUUUUCCUAGGUGUGAACUUUCUGGCUUUCCUCAUCAUCGUGUUUUCCUAUAUUACCAUGUUCUGUUCCAUUCAAAAAACGGCCUUGCAGACGUCGGAGGUCAGGAAUCACAUUGGAAGAGACGUGGUUAUGGCCAACCGCUUCUUUUUUAUAGUGUUCUCUGAUGCCAUCUGCUGGAUUCCUGUAUUUGUCACUAACAUCCUUUCCCUCCUGCGGGUGGAAAUACCAGGCACAAUCACCUCCUGGAUAGUCAUUUUUUUCCUUCCAGUAAACAGUGCCUUGAACCCAGUCCUCUAUACCCUCACCACCAGCCUCUUCAAGGACAAGGUGAUACAGCUUCUGCACAAACACCGUGGGAAAUCGAUUUUCAAAAUGAAAAAAAAGUGUAUCAGCGUCCAUUGUGUGGGCAGAUGACUCCCAGCACUUAAACUUGGGGUGAACAAGAUAACCCCUGGGGACAGCGUAAGGAAGCCGCUUUCCUAG
Messenger RNA from Loxodonta africana (African savanna elephant), 2363 nucleotides. It is a transcript of the gene RXFP2, whose product is annotated as relaxin family peptide receptor 2. NCBI's taxonomy places the organism in Eukaryota, Metazoa, Chordata, Mammalia, Proboscidea, Elephantidae. The record is from RefSeq and is a predicted model, not a curated record. Gene Ontology annotation, cellular component: plasma membrane. Gene Ontology annotation, biological process: activation of adenylate cyclase activity; adenylate cyclase-activating G protein-coupled receptor signaling pathway; hormone-mediated signaling pathway. The transcript is spliced from 18 exons. Gene Ontology annotation, molecular function: G protein-coupled peptide receptor activity; protein binding.